Molecule: messenger RNA, 1131 nt
Organism: Perca fluviatilis (European perch)
Lineage: Eukaryota; Metazoa; Chordata; Actinopteri; Perciformes; Percidae
Gene: dck
Product: deoxycytidine kinase
Exons: 7
Coding region: 97-912 (271 amino acids)
Biological process (GO): nucleobase-containing compound metabolic process
Cellular component (GO): mitochondrion; cytoplasm
Molecular function (GO): deoxycytidine kinase activity; ATP binding
Source: RefSeq, a predicted model, not a curated record
CCGCCAAACCUUUAAACAACAACAAGGAGCAGCAGCUGCGGCAACAUCCGCAUUAAUUGACAAGAAAGUAUUUUUUUUUAUAUAUAUUCGCUGAAAAUGUCAUUAACUUCAAAGAGGCCGUGUCCCGAUUCAGUGAACGAUUCAAUGAACGUCUCCAUGAACGAUUCAAUGGAGAAGAGGAUACAUCGGAUAUCAAUCGAGGGAAACAUUGCGGCGGGCAAGUCUACCUUUGUGCGCCUUUUGGAGCAGGAGAACGGGGACUGGGAGGUGGUACCAGAGCCAAUCGCCAGAUGGUGCAAUGUCCAAACAAAGGGCAGUGACUUUGAGGAGCUGACCACAUCUCAGAGGAGUGGAGGGAAUGUAUUGCGGAUGAUGUAUGAGAAACCGGAGAGGUGGGCCUACACUUUCCAGAGCUACGCCUGCAUCAGCCGGGUGCGUGCUCAGAUCAGGUCAGCCAACGGGAAGCUCCGAGAGGCUGAGAAUCCUGUGCAGUUCUUCGAGCGGUCCAUCUACAGCGACAGGUACAUCUUUGCAGCCAACCUCUAUGAGAGUGAGUGUCUGAAUGAGACAGAAUGGUCGAUCUACCAGGACUGGCACGGCUGGCUGCACAGCCAGUUUGGCAAGCACAUUGAGCUGGACGGUAUCAUCUACCUCCGAGCUUCCCCGGAGAAAUGUUUAGAGCGGUUGCACCUCAGAGGGAGAGAAGAAGAGCAAGAGAUCCCGCUGGAGUAUCUGGAGAAACUCCACUUUAAGCAUGAGAGCUGGCUGCAGCACAAGACCAUGACCAUGGACUUUGAGUAUCUCAGCGACGUGCCAGUCCUGACAAUAGAUGUAAAUGAAGACUUUAAGGGGAAUAAAAUCAAGAACGCUGACAUGAUUGAGAAGGUGAAAGAGUUCCUGAGCACAUUGUGAAGACCACUUGGAGAUGCAAAAUAUAAAUGGUGCUCAAAGGAAGAAAAGGUGGAUGGGGUGUCUUACUUUUACAAUGAAAUGACUCAACAAUGACUGAUUUUUCUACACUGUAAGACCAUACAAUGAUCUGACCAGUGUUUGUUUUUAAAAAUUUUUAAACUUUAUUAGCAUUUUCUUACAUCUCUUGUGUAUUUAUAAAUGUUCAAUGUGCAAAUGCAA